GUUCUCUUCGUAUUCAGAAUACUGUGCUGUCAUCUGUAAGACUCACAUACAAAGAAGAUUUGCAAAUUGAUUGGGAUGGUCAUGGAGAACUAUUGAUUAAGUUAUCCCCAGUGUAUUCAGGAUCAACCAGUGGGCUUUGUGGUAAUUACAAUGGUAAUCAAGGUGAUGACUUUCUCAGCCCAUCCGGCCUUGUAGAGACCAAUGUGGAAGUUUUUGGAAACUUGUGGAAACUCAACAGCGAUUGUACAGAUCUGACAAAACAAGAUACAGACCCAUGUAAUCUCAACCCUAAAAGAGCAAGAUUUGCAGAAGAAGUAUGUUUUGCCCUUCUGGCCUCUACAUUCCAGUCAUGCCAUAAUGAGGUCAAUCCCGCACCAUAUCUGAAGAAUUGUCGCUAUGAUGUGUGCUCAUGUUCAGAUGGAAAGGAAUGUCUGUGUUCUGCAUUUUCAACUUAUGCCACCGCGUGUUCGAGAAAGGGAGUUCUUAUUGACUGGAGAACACCAGAAUUUUGCCCAAUAAAAUGUUCUGAAGGGAAGAUCUAUCGACAGUGUGGAAGUCCCUGUAACCAGACAUGCCGAUCUUUGUCUCUUCCUGAUACCGACUGCAAAGAAUUCUGUAUGGAAGGAUGUUACUGCCCCCCAGGACUCUACACCAAUGAGUACGGAGAGUGUGUGCCUAAAGCAGAGUGCUCUUGCCAUUAUGAUGGAGAGGUUUUCCAGCCUGAUGAUGUAUUUUCCAAUCACCACACUAUGUGCUACUGUGAAAAUGGACUAAUGCACUGCAGCUCAAAUGAAAUUCCGGGUGCCUACAUCGCCGAUGCUUAUUUUAAUCAGCCACCAGCUAGAG
Bombina bombina (fire-bellied toad) is the source of this 846-nucleotide messenger RNA. RefSeq names its product von Willebrand factor-like. The transcript is spliced from 5 exons. The record is from RefSeq and is a predicted model, not a curated record. Lineage: Eukaryota; Metazoa; Chordata; Amphibia; Anura; Bombinatoridae. The annotation marks the transcript as partial. Gene Ontology annotation, cellular component: extracellular matrix. Gene Ontology annotation, biological process: blood coagulation; cell-substrate adhesion.